This is a messenger RNA of Verticillium alfalfae VaMs.102, 777 nucleotides long. RefSeq lists its product as hypothetical. The coding region runs from base 1 to 777 and encodes 258 amino acids. The transcript is spliced from 4 exons. The record is from RefSeq and is a predicted model, not a curated record. Lineage: Eukaryota; Fungi; Ascomycota; Sordariomycetes; Glomerellales; Plectosphaerellaceae. Gene Ontology annotation, molecular function: translation initiation factor activity. Gene Ontology annotation, cellular component: cytoplasm; eukaryotic translation initiation factor 3 complex.
AUGCCUGCCAGACAGUGGGAAGACGAGGAGAGCGAUAGCAGCGCCAGCGGUUCUGCCUCCCCCAUCGUCGGUACCACCCGCCGCAAGUUCGAUGAUGAGGAGGGCGAUGACAGUGACAAGCGUGAGCGUCUCCGCCGCACCGAGAAGGACUCCGACAUGAAGCACGCCCAGGACCUCUUCGGUGACGUCGGUUCCGUCCCCGCCGGCCGCAAGGCUACUACUGCCGGCGCCGCUGUUGCCCUUGACGCCAGCGACCCUACCCGCACCGUCAACAUUGCCGACCUGCCCCUCUUCAAGCCUACCACCAAGACCCAGUUCGAGAACCUCCGCAACACCCUCGUGCCCAUCAUCGGCGCCCACUCCAAGAAGGCCCACUACGCCAUCUUCCUCCAGGAGUUUGCUAAGCAGCUGGCCAAGGAUCUUCCCAGCGAUCAAGUCAAGAAGGUUGCCUCCACUCUCACUGCCCUCAGCAACGAGAGGAUGAAGGAGGAGAAGGCUGCCCAGGGCGGCGGCAAGAAGACCAAGGCCUCAAAGAACAAGACGUCUCUUGUCGCCAACCGUGCUGAUGUCAUCGACACCAAGACUUACGAGGACGAUGGCUUCGGAGACUCUGCCUACCAGCUGCGCGCUUCGUACGACGCCGCAUCAAGCAUCAAGCGAAAUCGCCGACACUUCGGCGUCGCUGCCCACGUGUGCAUCCUCUCCCGCGCCAUGCUGAGAGGAAGGAGAAUAAGGAGGUCUGGACUUCGCCAGGGGCUAGAGGACGUCGGUGCAUGA